AAUCGCUGUACAUGUCCAACUUCCAAAUUUUCAUCGGGUCGACCAACAACACCAGCCCCAGAGAAGACGCCACCAACAAACUCUGCUCAGACUACCCCCUCUCAAAUCCCCCUAUACCCCCGGCAACCAACGUCACAAUUUUGUGUUUUCCGACCUCUAUUUCGGGGAGAUUCGUUACUUUUUGGAGGUCGUCAGGGGGCUUCAGACCCGAUGCCCUCUCUAUUUGUGAGAUUUUCGUCAUUGCUGAAAAACAUUCUGGCAGUGGAAAUCAAAUAGGAACAACAACAACAUCAUCAUCAACAACAACAACAAUAACUGCAACGUCAACCUCUACAACUACGUUUUCCAACAACUCAACGACAAAACAAUUUCCACCUACAACUUUUUCAUUUGUUAUUCCAACGACAUCAACAUCAACAUCAACAACUCCUACUACUACUACUACGUCUACUACAUCAACAACAACAACUACAACUCUAACAAAGUUUACCUACAGUUCAUCAUCUUUAAAUUUUUCCACAACGCCAAACUCAGCACCAAAUUGUCCGUCUGAUAAAUUCCAGUGUAGCAAUGGUGAUUGUAUAGACUCCAGUUGGAGAUGCGACAAACAGUUGGACUGUGAGGACUCCAGCGAUGAAGUCGACUGUGCAUGUACGAACGGGGAAAUGAAGUGCGUUCCGACGGGGCUGUGCGUGCCCCGGGAGAAAAUUUGCGACGGCAUCAAGAGCUGUCCGGACAACAGUGAUGAAGUUAACUGUAAGUGCCAACCCACUCAGUACAAGUGCCUGGACGAUGGGACGUGUAUACACAAUGACUGGCUGUGUGAUGGAAUCAGAGAUUGUGCUAAAGGUGAUGACGAAGAUGGCGUCAGAUGUUCCGCUUGCAGUGCUAACAAGUUUACGUGCAAGAACAGGCGAAACUGUCUGAGCAC
Messenger RNA from Helobdella robusta, 931 nucleotides. RefSeq lists its product as hypothetical. Gene Ontology annotation, molecular function: protein binding. NCBI's taxonomy places the organism in Eukaryota, Metazoa, Annelida, Clitellata, Rhynchobdellida, Glossiphoniidae. The record is from RefSeq and is a predicted model, not a curated record. The transcript is spliced from 6 exons. The annotation marks the transcript as partial.